CGGGAGCGAGCGUGUUCGGGUCGUCGCGUUCCCCGGCGGAGGGUGACGAGAGGGCUCUGCCCGAGGGCGUUUUUACGUGAGAAACCUCGUAAGAAAGUCAACAAUGUACAGAAGUGAAAAGGGUUGGUUUUCUGAAAGUGUGAGCAGACAGCUCUGCAAUCUUUGGGUGUCUGAAGGUGGCAUUAUUACAAACUGGCGUUCUGCAGACUUCUUGUUUAGUACUGAUGCUUCUCAUCCUGACACACAGAGGAUUUUUGAGAGUUUAGAGUUUGUGGAAGACAAUGCUACAGUUUUUCAUGCAAGCUAUUUGGUAGCAUGUGAGCAAUCUGGAAUCAAGGGCACUGUAGCGAUCGGUCAUUUUCUACUUCCUCCUUCCUGUCUUCAUAAAGAAAUUAGAGCAGCAUUUGGCAACUUCAUUUGGGAGCACGUGAGUCCUUCACAGUCUCAGCAGAUUUCAACACAAAAGACAUAUGAAAAAGAAAUGUUAAAAAGAAAGAACAUUAAAAUGUGCUACACCCAAGGCAUGAAAAUCGACCGAGCUGGGCUGGAUGUAUCUAACAAUGACGUUGGGGACCAGAAUUCAGUUUUGAGAACAUCAUUGUUGGAAGAAUCCUUUAAACCUGUGUCAUGUUGUCACCUUCAACAAAUGUACCCUGUAAACAACAUGGUUACUGGUUUUACUUCUGUUGAUGAGCUAAAGAAAUACCCAGGAGAUUUGCAUGACUUUAUUCCAGGUGGUUCUGGUUACUCAGUGUGUCGCACGCAGAAUGAAACAAACAUGUUCUCAGUUUUAAAACGCACAAACCGGAAUAAGUCUUUCAUUCAUACAAAUUAAAUCUACCUAAAGUUUGCCUUAGUCAAAAGAAUGUCUUAAAAUGGGAGUUUCAGUGUUGCUUUAAUGUAGCCUGUUAUGCUUUACAACCACUGG
Messenger RNA from Callorhinchus milii (elephant shark), 928 nucleotides. It is a transcript of the gene terb2, whose product is annotated as telomere repeat binding bouquet formation protein 2. Lineage: Eukaryota; Metazoa; Chordata; Chondrichthyes; Chimaeriformes; Callorhinchidae. The transcript is spliced from 8 exons. Gene Ontology annotation, cellular component: nuclear inner membrane. The record is from RefSeq and is a predicted model, not a curated record. The coding region runs from base 104 to 835 and encodes 243 amino acids. Gene Ontology annotation, biological process: homologous chromosome pairing at meiosis; meiotic attachment of telomere to nuclear envelope.